Molecule: messenger RNA, 1330 nt
Organism: Micropterus salmoides (largemouth bass)
Lineage: Eukaryota; Metazoa; Chordata; Actinopteri; Centrarchiformes; Centrarchidae
Product: protein SREK1IP1-like
Molecular function (GO): zinc ion binding; nucleic acid binding
Source: RefSeq, a predicted model, not a curated record
GUUCCCAUGAUGACGACGAUGACAGAAAAAAGAGACACAAACAGAAGAAGAGCAGAGACAGAAUGUCAAGAAAGAGGUCUGCAUCGUCAUCGAGUGAUGAGAAGACCGGGAAGAAGAAAAAGAAACGCAGCAGGUCCUGCUCCUCGUCUGACGAAGAGAAGAGGAGGAAGAAAAAGAAACUGAAAAGCCACAAGAAGAAAAGCAAAAAGAACAAAAGGGAACAGGGGAAGAAUCACAAGAAGAAAGAAAAAAAGAGGAAACACAAAUCCUCAUCUUCUUCUUCCAGCUCCAGUGAAUCUUCAGACAGUGACUGAGACAACUGAACAUAUUUAUUAUUUGCAGACAUUGUAUAAAUAAGAAACCUCAUCUUGUCCACCAACAAGUGUCCAUUACUGAGACAUGGGUUUGAAUGUUAAUUUGUUCAUUGCAGAUAACAAAUCUGUUUGCGGUUCUCUAAAGUAUUUUGGAAAACAUGUGCAAAGCCAGGGGAGAUGUUCAGAUAUACCAUUCCAUUCUCCUUCCACUGUCAUUUUACAUUUGACACUGUUUUGUACAGAGGGAUCUUAAGUGACACAUGGUACAUUCUCUUGACAUACAUAUUUCUUAACAUCACUGUAUGGAAGUCCAAUCAAGAAAUAUUUUAUAAAUUCAGGGGGAAGAGCCUUGAUAUUUUUGCUGUGAAUGUUUUCAGGUGCUGUUUUUGUUUUCUUUGUAUUUUAUAUACUUGGCUGCUUCAAUGCUUUUGGGAUUGUACCCAACAUUCUUACAUUUUAAAAGGUCAAAUGUGUAUACGCAUGAUUUGACUCCCUGAAAUUUUUGGUGGACUGGGAAUAAUUGCGGUUGGCGGUUACAAUGACUAGAAAUACUUGUGGUUGAUGUAUUGGCCAGUAUUAAUGAGGAUAAUAAUAUUAACAGUCAGCUCAUUUCUUAAUCAGCGCUGGCAUUUCGGCAGAAGUUGAACUAAUGUCUAAUAUCGGUAGACAAACUAGAGGUUUGGUCUUCUUUCAUUAUGUAAUGUGCUUAAAUGUUUAUACUGUACUUUUUGCAGGGACGGCUUUAGGUACAAUGAAACUCCUUGAAGUUCCUGGUAAGACACUGUUUCCUAGUAAUGGGAUUGUUGAAAAAAUAAUGGAUUUGAUUAUGAUUAUUAUGAUUAACCACACACACCUUGUUGAAAACGAGAGUUAAUUCCAAAGCAUUUAUGUGUUCAUUUUGGGAACUGAGCCUCUGUAUAUACAGCUUUGUUUAUUCCCUGUGCACAGUAACAAAUUCUGGUCAUCCCCCUGACAUGUUCUUUUUGUUGUAAUAAAAAUAUAUUUGUAUCAAACUA